Messenger RNA from Fragaria vesca subsp. vesca, 1946 nucleotides. Its product is annotated as mitochondrial inner membrane protease subunit 1-like. Bases 632 to 1174 code for a protein of 180 amino acids. Gene Ontology annotation, molecular function: serine-type endopeptidase activity. Gene Ontology annotation, cellular component: mitochondrial inner membrane peptidase complex; membrane. The record is from RefSeq and is a predicted model, not a curated record. The transcript is spliced from 4 exons. NCBI's taxonomy places the organism in Eukaryota, Viridiplantae, Streptophyta, Magnoliopsida, Rosales, Rosaceae.
UACGUAGUUACUCUCCCAAAUAUCAUUUUGAAAACUAUGUGGAAAGUAGAAAGCGUACAUCAUAGCUUUCAAAAAAAAAAACCAGGAUCAUGAUUUUUACUCAAAACUGUAGCACACAACUGUGUCCAAAUUAUGUUCUUAUUUCUUCACCCAAAUUCUUCUAGGGUAUCCCCAAACAAUAAUUUUUCUAUACUUCUCAAACCGACAGAACUGAAAAAUUUACUUAAAACAAUACUCAUAAAAUUGAUUUAUCAAAAGUUUUGUUGUUUUGUUUACCCUCUAAAACUCCCACUCUUCAUUGAUUAGUUCAAAGAAAAAAAAUAUUCAACAUGUUUCGUCAUAUGACACUUCAUUCUUUUAUGAAUGAACAUAAAACCAUAUAAGUUCAAAAUCCCGUAAACAAUGAUCGGAGUAAUCACAAUACAUGACAGUAAGGAGGAUUGAAGUGUUUCGACAUAACACCUCAGCACGGAUUAGCCUCCGAAUCUUAUAAGUCUUUGAAGAUACCGUGUUGAUCGACCAGAACACCCCAACUCUACUGUAGUAGUUAUUUUCUUAGGCCCAUAAGCCCGUUAAGGCUCCUGUUCUUGGUUCUUCUUCACUCCAAAGAGUCCAAAGCAGCAGAAAAACAAUGGCGCUGAGAUACCUCACCAAUUUCAUAGCAUCGGAGGCCUUCAAAACCGCCGGCAGAGAACUACGCGACGGCGUUCCUCGCCUGGUUAAGUUCGUCUGCUGCCUCAAACUCACCAACACCUACCUCUUCACCGUCGUUCUGACUUACGGCCCAAGCAUGCUCCCGACGUUCGGCCUCGCCGGAAACUUGUCCUUGGCGGAACGCGUCUCGACCCGGUUCGAGAAAUUGGGGGUGGGUGAUAUUGUUCUGCUACGAUCGCCUGAGGUUCCGAAGAAGAUUGUGACGAAGCGAUUGGUGGCCAUGGAGGGUCAGUCUGUUAGUUACAUUGUUGACCCUAAGAACAGUGAUAGGGUUGAGACUGUUGUGGUUCCGAAAGGGCAUGUUUGGGUGCAGGGAGAUAAUAUCUAUGAUUCGAAUGAUUCGAGGAAGUUUGGGCCUGUUCCUUAUGGUCUUUUACAAGGCAGAGUCUUUUGGAGGUUUUGGCCACCUAAAGAUUUUGGAUCAUUGGCGCAAAGCAAAGGGAAGGCUCCUGUCUCAUGAGGUACAUUAUUGAGCAUGUACUGUUAGUGCCCUCUUUGAAUAUGUUCUUGAUUGUGUGAUAUGCUUGUGUAAUGGAACUAGAAAAUCUUGUUUCCUUGAGGUUGGAAAAACUUGUUUUGAGACGCUGUCGGUCAUGGGGUGUAUAGAAGCUUGUUGUAGCAUGCUUUUGUUGUUGUUGUAAAGAAGUAUUUUAACUCUGAGACUUCAUGUGCAUGACUAGUGAAAUGAAACCUGCAUUCCCCAGUAGCAUUAUUUUCAAUAUCCAUGGCUUAGUUUUCAUUUUCUCAUAAGAUGCAUGCACUUUUUUUUUCAUUACAGCAUAUUUUCUUGUUGAAUCUGCUGUCAGUUACGUUUACCAUAAUACUUUGUCUCACACUCUACAAAAAGAUAGUCAAUCCCCAGUCCUUGUUUACAAAACCUUCUGCUGUGAUUGUCUUAUACAUCUUGUUAAAUUUUCGAUCAACAAUUCCUUACCAAUUCUGUGGUCGAAUCUGUAAAAUAUCCAUCAACUUAUGUUCAUUUCUCCCUUGAAGGUAUAUUUGGUGAAUUUGUUCAACUGAAUAUUCACAGGAUUGACUUUCAAUUGAAGUGGUCUCUGAAGUUGAGGAACCAAGACUGGAAUCAUGGGAAAAGAGUUCAUAUUUUCAAACGGAUUGAGAUAUGGGCGACUGAUGGAGUCAACCUACUAGGCUUUGCACCAGAAACUUGCUGAGGAUUCAUUCUACGUCCUAAUUUUGCAAGUGAGAGAUUGAAGUUCCGAUCUCCAGCUUUG